UACCUUUUUUUAAGGCAUUCUGGAACUUUAUGAGCAUGCCGACACCAUAGCAUCUAAUAAUCACUAACAAUCUAACGAUUACCUUGUAGAUGAUAAAGGAUCCAGUGUGUAAAAAGUAUUGACAUCUACAUCAUCAUGGUGAGUCAGGAAACUAUGGUAAAAAGGAAAUGUUGUUGAUCUGUCAUCAAAGUAAUCCACCUGUCUACAGCUGAGGGAAUGACCUUUCAGUAUGUGUAUGAUGAGCCAAUGCUUCUUUGAUCUAGAUUUAAAUACCAAGUUGGAAUUUCUGUUGCGUCACAUGAUGAAUCUUCAUUAGUCACUUCAAGUUAUCCACAUCGGACUCAUCAAACUUGACCACCCGGGUUUCAUUUUCCCAAUCCGUCGUCCUGACUCACCGUGAACGGGAAAGCAUGAGUGCAAGUGCGAGAAAUCGCGUCUAUCAGCCCAUCUCGGUGUCCCCCGCUCCUCCGUCCUCGACAUUUCCCAAAACACGGCCCGUAGAUCAGGAAGCUCUCGCCGACCCAGUAGGUCACCUGUAACUGUUGAUUUUUUUUGUCCCUCUUUGUGCGUCGCUCUCUUUCACAGGUCGUUUAAGAGUAUGUGACCAUUUACACAACAAGGCGUGGGAGGUAUGAAAGAGGCCCGCACAGAGAGCCUUGGUGCUGCUUAAUGGGAACUCGGAGCUUGCCCUCAUACCCGCAGCCUUUCACACAUCGUGCUCCCUGCCUCUCCAAUUACUUCCACUGUCCAACUUCAACAAAGCCCCAACUGACUGCCCUCUCCUUCCCAGACUCUAUCAGCGUGGAUCCACCUGAGAUUUCCCCGCGCUAUCUCUCCAGCAUCUAUAGUAAUGAAGUGUCUUGUGAAACCUUGUAAAUGAGGCUGCCCCUAAUUAAAAAAAAAAAAAAGGGGGUACACAGAGUUUCCAAAGUGACUCAUGUUAAUUCUGUAACUCUACCUAUCGCCAAGCUUGAAAAGGUUUCAGGCUGUGUGUUUCUGGUGUUUUGUCCAUAAAUGCCCCAGAGCGCGACUGUACUACUUUGGUGAGUUUGUGUGCUUCAGUUGACCCGAGCUUUGAAUGUCCUGGGUGAACUCUACCACAGCAAGAGCUGAAUGGAUUGGCCUGACCACAUCGUCUUAACAACUUUAUUUAACACUUGGUGAGGUUCAAAGGAUUAAAUUAUGGAAAAACAUGCUUCUAUUUUUAGAACAUUUAUGAGCAAAUAUAUUUAAAUGCUUCUUGAGAUUUAGGUGUCAUUAUUCCGGAAGGAUAAAAGCCACAGUGUUUCCCCACAAAUUUCAAUUUUAUCAUCAUUUGGCCCAUUGCAGCUGUUAAUGACAGAUCCUGCCAAAAAGACUUGAUUACGUAUGAGAGCCUCUCUUUGUGCAAAGCAUUCCUCUUCCUCUGAAUUUAAAACAUUUCUUGCGACAGCGUUUCCCUUAUCUCUGACUUCCGAGCGACCCUUUUCAUAAAUUGCUGUGUUUUCACUCUUCUUCUCCUCCUUGGAGUCUUAUGCUGUCCCUCCCCUCAGCUUCAACUCUCCCCCCUCCUCACCUACCCUCUUUCCCCAAACACAGAUCUCAGAUUAAGUUGAACACUAACCCAGGUAAAGUUUGCACCUGCUUGUUUUUGGGCUAAGCUCUUUCCACAGCUCCAGCAGGAGCUUUUUGAGUCCAGAACCUCUUCUCACAGUAUUGCUUUAUUAAAUAUCCAACACAAGACUCUGGAUUGUUAUUGCUCAUUUUUGGACCUGGAAUUGGACAAGAGGAGCCUUUCUGUACCUGGACGUCAGACUCCUCUAACGACGUUCUUCUCCAGUCAUCACGUCAGCAACUGUCGCCUCCUCUGCCUCCUUUUUAAUCUCUCCAUCACCACUGCUCUGUGGAUGGGACACUGCUGUGAGGAGGUUGCCAGAUUAGACUAGACAGGUGCUGGAUGUCCGUCUUCUGAGGGCAGAAUGGUCAGGCCAGGCUGUCCAGUCAUCCUGUUCCACCUCUUCAGCAUCUUUGCACAGACUGGAGCACGUACUCAGGAUAUUCUGUAUCCAUAUGGACCUGGCCAUAGGGAUUUAGAAACCCCCAAGAUGGAUGAUGGGAGUUCUCCAGAAGUUGUUUUGCUCAUUCCCUUUGUUUUCUUCAAUAUCCCCUACCGUUCCAUCUAUGUAAACAACAACGGUGUGAUUUCAUUCAACGUGCAAGUGAGCCAGUUCACACCAGAGGCAUUUCCGCUAAGUGACAGCAGAUCGUUCAUUGCUCCACUCUGGGCAGAUGUGCACAAUGGCAUCCGUGGAGACGUCUACUACCGCGAAACCAUGGAACCAGAAAUACUGGAAAGGGCGACACAAGAUGUCCGAAAGCACUUUAAAAAUCUGCCUGCCUUCACCGCUACCUGGGCCUUUAUUGCAUCAUGGCAUCAAGUCACCUUCUACGGAGGAAGCCAGACAACUCCAGUGAACACAUUCCAAACUGUGCUAAUCUCAGAUGGCGUGGCAUUCUUCAGUAUGUUCAACUAUGGGGAAAUCACAUGGAGCACAGGGACAGCCAGUGGUGGAGAUCCUUUAACAGGACUGGGUGGGACAACAGCUCAGUCAGGUUUUAAUGGUGGAGACAUUGGUCACUUCUUCAACCUGCCAGGGUCGCGGUCAAAUGACGUGGUGAACAUUGAACUGUCAACCAAUGUCAAUAUUCCUGGGCGCUGGUUAUUCCGCGUUGACACGGAACUGAUAGAUCCUGCCAAUGGCUGCAGCUACAAUGGUCGUUUUUACAGACGAGGGGAAAACUUCUGGUUGUCUGAUCAGUGCUUGCAGCGAUGCCGCUGCCUUGACGUCGACAACGAGGUUCUUUGCCAAGAAGCUCCAUGUGGGCAGUUGGAGACCUGCGAGCAGCAGGAAGGAGCCUUUUACUGCCAGCCGAUCCGCACAAGCACCUGUGUGGUGUUCGGUGAUCCUCAUUACCACACCUUCGAUGGCCUCCUCUAUCACUUCCAGGGCAGCUGCUCCUACCUGUUAGCUCGGCCUUGUUGGGAGGUGGCAGGACUGCCCUUCUUCAGUGUGGAGGCCAAAAAUGAGAACCGUGGCACUGCCUUUGUUUCCUGGCUCAGAGAUGUGACGGUAGAAGUCUAUGGUCAUCGAGUCACGCUACCGAAAGGCAGUUUUGGAACAGUCCAGGUGAAUGGCCUGGUUAAAACUUUACCAGUCCAACUCCAGCUUGGUGCCAUCAGGGUGUAUCAAUCUGGGGUUGCUGUUGCCUUAGAAACAGACUUUGGACUAUUGGUGACCUAUGACGGCCAACACUAUGCAUCCAUCUCCCUACCCAGCUCCUACUUCAACAACACAUGUGGCCUUUGUGGUAACUAUAACGACGACCCUGCUGAUGAUCCGGUUCUGCCCGACGGCUCUUUAGCAGAAAGCGUGGUGGAGUUGGGGGGCAGCUGGCGAGCCGAGGACACAGACUGGAGAUGCAAUGAUGGCUGCACUGAAAACUGUACUGUGUGUGACCCACUUAUAGAAGCCUUUUACUUUCGCUCAGAUUACUGUGGGAUCAUCAACAAAACCGAUGGACCUUUUAGGGACUGCAGAGCUGUAGUGGACCCUACCGUUUUUGUGUAUAGCUGUGUUUAUGACAUGUGCAGCAACAGGGACAACAUCACCACACUCUGCCAGGCCAUCCAGGCCUAUGCUCUAGCCUGUCAGGCCCUGGGUGUUACGAUACGUUCGUGGAGGUCUCGCACCUUCUGCUCUUUGACAUGUCCAGUGAACAGCCAUUACCAAGUGUGCACGAGUGCCUGUCCAGCCUCUUGCUCGGACCUCACUGCUCCCCUGUAUUGUGUCCACCCAUGCACUGAGGGCUGCCAGUGUGACCAAGGUUAUGUUCUCAGUGGCAGCCGUUGUGUGCAGCGUGAAGACUGUGGCUGUGAGCAUAAUGGCCUCUAUUACCCGCUCAAUGAGACUUUCUGGGCAGGUCCCAGUGGUGAAGAAGGAGAAUGUACCCUUCGCUGCACCUGUGGGCCUGCCGGGGAAGUAUCCUGCUUCAAUGCGUCCUGUAAGGAGGGGGAGGUGUGUGUGGCAGAAGUGGGCCUGAUGGGUUGCUACCCGCGGAGGGAAGGAGUGUGCUCAGUCACACAGAACUCGGUGACCUCCACCUUUGAUGGGACCUUCCUGCAGUUUCCAGAUGACAGCUCCUACUACCUGCUGAAGCUCUGUGGUGGGGUGCCAGCUAAUGGCUCAAUGGUAGAGGUGAAGAUGGGGAGGAGGCUGGUCAGCAAAGGCCCCACCUGGAAAAGACCUGUUGUAGUUACAGUAGCUAACCUGGAGGCUCAAAUUGGAGGGAUGGAUUUUGAAACAGUAAAGGUGAACGGCGAACAAGUGACACUUCCAUACGUCCAUCCAAUGGAGACAAUGAUGAUCUACAGAGCACCAGGCAAUGCUACAGUAGUGGAGUCACGUGGUCUGCUUCAUGUUCGCUACACACGUCAGGGAUUCCUCAACAUCUCCCUCUCCACCAUUUUCUACAACGUUACUUGUGGUUUGUGUGGCGUCUUCAACAGCAACACCACUGAUGACCUCCGCCUCCCUAAUGGACGCCUGGCAGAGUCGAUUGAACAGUUCACAGAGGGCUGGCGGUCCAUCGCCGACGACCUCACUUGUAAUGGCGACUGUGAUGAUCUGUAUCGCAUGUGCACAGACCUGCGUCUUUACCAGAGUCCCUGGAUGUGUGGCAACAUCAACGACCCCGGGAAUAGUUCAUUUCUGGCUUGUCAUGCAGUGGUCAACCCCUCGCCGUUCUUCCGGAACUGCUUGUAUAACAUGUGUGUCAGGGAAGGGAACCGUUCCGCUAUGUGCUCUUCACUUCAGGCUUAUGCUAAUGCCUGUCAGGACGCUCACAUAGGCCUCACAACCUGGAGGAGUGCCACCAAUUGCCCUCUUCCCUGUCCAGCGAACAGCCAUUUUGAUGAAUGCACCAACUCUUGCCCUCUGACCUGUGCCAUCCUGGAUGAACCUGAAGAGCCAUGUCCUCUGCCCUGCCAGGAGGGGUGUCAGUGUGAGGACGGCUUCGCCCUGCGGGACGGCCUGUGUGUGGCACGCAGCGACUGCGGCUGCCUGAGCCACGGACGCCAACUGGCCACGAAUCAGACUUUCUGGACAGACUGGGAAUGUCAGGAGCGCUGCUACUGCAACGGCUCUGACAACAGUGUGUACUGUCAACAGGCACCGUGUCACGCUGAGGAAUACUGCCAGGAAAGUGACGGCCUUUAUUUCUGCCAGCCGCGCACUGAGGCCCUGUGCGUGGCAGCUGGUUACGGACACUUCCUGCCGUUUGGUGGCUCAUCAUUUGAGCUGCAGAGCUCUUGUACUCUUAGGAUGUCCACCACUAACUGUGCGAGAGACAACGUGGACCAGGCAGCUAUUUCUGGAGCCUUUCCUCAAUUUAAAUUGGCGGCCCGCAAUGAGGAGAGGGACACAGGCCAGGCGAUUUGGGUGAAGGGGUUUGUUCUGGAGGUCUACGAGUAUGAGAUUGAAGUUUCUAGAACUUACAAAAACACUGUUACGGUGAAUAAGGAGCGCUUGUACCUUCCUCUGAAGCUCGGCCUCGCGAAGGUCAACAUCUUCACUUUGGGCAUGCAGCUCAUUCUGGAGACAGACUUUGGCCUGAAGGUGGCCUUUGACUGGAACACUCUGCUCCUGUUAACUUUGCCACGCAGCCUCUACAACGCCUCGUGCGGCCUCUGCCAGGGUCUGCCCGCGUCCUCACCCACUGUCAGUGCCACUGAGUGGGGCAUGGUGUGGGCAGAGAGGGACACUUUCUGCCAGGUGGGCUGUGGAGACUCCUGCCCCCGCUGUGGCCUGGGAGACAAAGUGCAAAAUGAAGGCCCUCUCAUGGUGGCUGACGCAAACAUGAACAUGGGCACUGACAACGGGGCAAACGGGGACGUGACCACAGGCAUACGCUUCCACGUUGGAGAUGGGCUGUACGUGUAUGUGGAGCCUGACGCAGUGAGGCUGUGUGGGCUGAUUGCUGAUCGAGGUGGUGUGUUUGCACGCUGCCACAGCAAGGUGGCACCAGCGUUCUUCUAUCACAGCUGCCUGCAGGACACCUGUGUGGACCAGGGAGCUCAGGGCACUAUCUGUAACUGGCUGCAGAUCUACGCCAGCACCUGUCAGACCCUUGGAGUCCCUCUUACUGGAUGGAGGAGUGAAACACCCUGUGUCCAGAGCUGUCCACCAAACAGCCAUUACUCCAGCUGCAUGCCGGUUUGCCCACCGCAGUGCGCCCCCGCCCGUGGCCAGAGGGACUGCAGCCAGGACUGUGUGGAGGGCUGCCAGUGCGACCAGGGCUAUGUGCUCAACGGCAAGAGCUGCAUCCUGUCCCAAAACUGUGGCUGCUACACCGACGGCAAGUACUAUGAGUCCAAACAGCUUUUCUGGAACAGCGACUGCACCAAGCGCUGCCAGUGCAUCGGACGGAACCUGAUCCAGUGCGACCCGAGGCGCUGUAAGGCCGAGGAGGAGUGCACCCUGCGCUACGGCGUGCGGGGCUGCUUUGCGCGGCGCCUACAGCACUGCGUGGCGGCGGGCGGCGGGGUCUUCAGGACCUUCGACGGGGCAUCGCUGCGACUCCCGGCCUCCUGCUCCUUUGUGCUGUCCACCAACUGCCACAAGUUGCCCGACCUCUCCUUCCAGCUCAUCGCCAACUUCGACAAAUGGAGCACACCCAACCUGACCACCAUCUCCCACGUCUACCUUUACAUCAAUGAGGAGAAUAUUCUCAUCUCUGGCAGCACCGUGAAGGUCAAUGGUACACCGGUGUCGGUUCCGUUUCUCACGGGGCUGAUGACCCGUCUGUCCACGUCUGAGGGUUUCAUAGUCAUCGACACGCCGCAGGACAUCCAGGUCCGAUACAAUCGCUUUAACACCCUCAGCAUCACGAUGGGUCAGCGGCUUCAGAACAAGGUGUGCGGCCUCUGUGGCAAUUUCAACGGAGACCCCAGUGACGACUACAUCACGUCGCGAGGAAAACCGGCGGUCAGUGCCCUGGAGCUGGCCCAGAGCUGGAAGACCAACGGUAUGCAGAACAGUUGUGAUGAGACCCAGUACGUGGCUCUGGCACAGUCUUGUGAAAACACAGCCGUGGUGGCGCUGCAGGGUGAAGGUGCCUGUCAGAAGCUCACCCAGCUGAAGGGCUUCUUCCAGCCGUGCCACGGCCUGCUGGACCCCCGGCCCUUCUACCAGUCCUGCUACCUGGACGGCUGCUACAAUCACCGCAAAGCUCAGGUCUGUGGGUCGCUGGCGGCCUACGCCGAGGCCUGCCGCUCCCUGGGAACCCUCACCACCAAGUGGAUCACCCAGGAGAACUGCUCAGAAUGGAUCUAUGACCCCUGUGCAGGAGAGAUCUGCACAAACUUCACCUGUGAGCUGGAGAACGGAGGCGACCUGUGUGGCUGUCCAGAAUUACCCACCAGCACCGGAGGUGAUGAUGACAUCAUACAGGCGGAGGUCACGUGUAAACACGCGCAGAUGGAGGUCUCCAUCUCCAAGUGUAAGCUCUUCCAGCUGGGAUUCGAGCGUGAGGACGUCAGGAUCAACGACGAGCACUGCACGGGCGUCGAGGGAGAGGAUUUCAUCUCCUUCCACAUCAACAACACGAAGGGUCACUGCGGCUCCAUCGUACAGUCGAAUGGCACACACAUUAUGUACAAAAACACCGUGUGGAUCGAGAGUGUGAACAACACGGGGAACCUCAUCACCAGAGACAAGACCAUCAACGUGGAGUUCUCCUGCGCCUACGAGCUGGACCUGAAGAUUUCCCUGGAAACCGUCCUCAAGCCCAUGCUCAGUGUGAUUAACCUCACCCUGCCGACCCAGGAGGGGAACUUCAUCACGAAGAUGGCUCUGUACAAGAACUCGUCGUACCGGCAGCCGUACCGAGAGGGCGAGGUGGUGCUGAGCACACGGGACAUCCUCUACGUCGGCGUCUUUGUCGAGGGAGCGGACGAGAAUCAGCUCAUCCUCAUAGUGAACAUGUGCUGGGCCACACCGUCCCGCUACAGCAGCGACCGACUCCGCUACAUCAUCAUAGAGAGAGGGUGUCCAAACAUUAAGGACAACACCAUCGGCAUGGCAGAGAACGGCGUGUCCCUCACCUGCCGCUUCCACGUCACCGUCUUCAAGUUCAUCGGCGAUUACGACGAAGUCCACCUCCACUGCGACGUCUCUCUGUGCGACUCUGAAACCAACGCCUGCAAAGUGAACUGUCCACACAAGAGAAGAAUGUACUCGGAGGAAGUCGACCAUAAAGAGCAGAUCCUGUCUGUGGGGCCCAUCAGAAGGAGAGAAUCAAACUGGUGUGAGGAGGAUAAUGGAGGCUGUGAGCAGAUCUGCAGCAGUAAAGGAAGUGGACCCAUCUGCAGCUGCGUGACUGGGAUGCUGCAGCGAGACGGGAAAAGCUGCCGGACCGUGAGCUCGAGCUGUGACGUCACACCUGCGGUUCCUCUGCUGGUCUUCAGCGCCGUCGUCUCCGCUCUCUGGGCUCGCACUCACGCUCCUCUCCUCUCCUAACGCGCAGUGAGCCGGUGAAAUGAAACACACACACACUCUUCUAAGACUUGAAGACGCUCGCAGCGUUUGAGUAGCCAGUAGACGAGCCGCGAGUCGGUCACAGAAUCUAGACAGAAUUCUCUGUGCGUUCACAAAACUUCCGAGGAAAGGUUGAGUCAGUUUUUUUAGACACGUGGACGGUCGGUCAGUUUUUAUUCCACUUCAUCUCUGAUUCCUCCAUUAUUUACAUUUAUGAGGACAUGUUACCAUAUAUCAUCACUCACUUUACACCAUUAUGUGUAGAUUAUUAAGAUUUUAUAUCACAAUAACGUUGCUAUCAUACCAGUUUUUUACACUUCGCCAGUUGAUGCCAAAGAAAUUUCGUCAUAAUCCCACAUGAAGAGGUUUUAAUUUGUAUUUAAUGGAAAGAAAAAAGUUAUAAGUUCCUUACAGGCUUGUUUAAAACAUGUUGAAUACUGUAAAUUCAUCUAGGAUGCACUGAUUGUCAUGUUUUUGGCCAAUAAUCAUAAUUUAAGGGAUAAACUGGGUUGUCUGAUUUAUUGCAUUUUGCCACUUCCAUGGACCUGAACACUGAAAAACUGAUCAAAACGCUCAACUUAUAAAAUCUACACCUGCUCAAUAUCUGUAAUAUCUUUAAAAAAAAACAAAAAAACAUGUUUUGCUGCUUUAUUUUGUCAUUUGAGAAAUUGAACUUUGUAAACUACUCACUCCCAUGCACCAAACCCCAUUGAAAAAAAUCAGAAUUUUUUGCUCACAGGGACAAAGGAGGUGCUGGUCCACUGCUGCCUCAUGUGGUCAGUUUAUGUCACUGAGGUAAAUCUGAAUAAAGGAUUUAAAACCACAGAGUCACAAAAUGAUUCUUUUUUAAAUUACUAAUGGAGGCAGAAGUGGAAGAACCACUCCUGUGUGCUGUGGUGUAAAAUCGCUGAUUUUCUCAAUGGACUUUGGUGUGAGGAGUGAGGUUUUUUACAAGCUUUAGUUUGCAGCCAGAAAAGGUUGUCGAAAGGUAUGAAUAGUGACAAUAAUGUACUCUUAAGGUAUUGUCGACUAUGCAUAGAUUCUAUUAGGUGAUUUUUUUUUGUUAUCAGAAAUCCAAAAUCAAUAGAAAUCUGAUAUAAAUUGCAUUUCUGACCAUUUUGCCUUCCUCUUUCACAUUCAGAUGAAGUCAUAAUUCACAAUGUAAGCAGUGACCAGCAGCAGAGUACAAUGUAAACAGGCGGACUGCAUUUAUAAGAGGCGUUUAUGGAUGAAGUAUUUAUGUGUGAGGCGAGCGCUGUGUGACGUGAACACUCGUAACUCAGAUUUCUAGUGUCGUAGGUUUAGAGCCCAGGAAGUGUUGUGCCAUCAGAAUGUUUCCUUUCUGUCUAAGAGGUUGUUUUUUUUUUUGUUUUUUUUUAACGCUGCUCUUUAUGCAUGACAAUACUUUAAGUUCCAGCCGGGUCUCCUGGGAAAUUGUACUACAACAGUGACACAAAUGUAGUUAUUUGUGAGUAUUUGAGGCAAAAUUCACACCAACCUCUGAGAGUUUGUUGUGUAAGGAAAAACCUAAACCUAACCACAGGUGAACAAGAGACAACGUUUCAUUUUCCAAACAUAUUCAUGGUUUUCAUGGUUGAUCACAUUGACAUUUGUCAAAUAAAACUUACUGAUGUUUCUUCCAGGCUUUACACACAAAUUAUACACAUUAAAUUAAAUUAAACAUUCAUCAUGUCAUUAUCAUAUCGAGGACAGUAUAGAAGAGAGUGUAACUUAUUGCCAUAUUCUAUUCCAGUGUUUCCAAUCUUUGAAUAUGCCGACUCGAUUCUUAAAGAUGGCAAACAAUCGCGACCUAAAUCACAAUAUAAAUGUGGGCGUAAUUCACUUUAUUCACAUUUAAAUACUGCAUUUUAAGCAUGUUUUUGGGUCUCCUGUCUCCUGUGAGCCAUCUGUGGGUCCCGACCCAGUCUUUUGGAACCUCUGUUAUAUUCUUCUAGAUCACGUGUUUCUUUGGUUUGCAGAAUGAUUCCAUUUGGGGUCAUAAGUGUCAUUUUAUCUCCAAAUAUCUGCUGAAAUUCUCCAUAUUUAGUUUGUA
Molecule: messenger RNA, 10626 nt
Organism: Solea solea (common sole)
Lineage: Eukaryota; Metazoa; Chordata; Actinopteri; Pleuronectiformes; Soleidae
Gene: tecta
Product: tectorin alpha
Exons: 24
Coding region: 1959-8555 (2198 amino acids)
Biological process (GO): cell-matrix adhesion
Molecular function (GO): protein binding
Source: RefSeq, a predicted model, not a curated record